This is a messenger RNA of Saccostrea echinata, 680 nucleotides long. RefSeq lists its product as uncharacterized. NCBI's taxonomy places the organism in Eukaryota, Metazoa, Mollusca, Bivalvia, Ostreida, Ostreidae. The transcript has 5 exons. The record is from RefSeq and is a predicted model, not a curated record. Bases 1 to 624 code for a protein of 207 amino acids.
AUGUGGCUUUCUUUUCUUUCGAGUGCACUCCAAUCAAGUGACAGGGUUGAAGUACUACAGCCUGAACGUACGGAGGUAUCGAGGAUUGACAUAUCCUUUAAAGAAGGGCCGGGUAUUUCAUCGUCUCCAGUGUUUGAUGUCUAUCUUGGAGAAUGUUUCUACAUGUUUAUCAUAUACACAGGUGAACACCAUGUCAUCAAACCUGAAGAGUGCAAAGCCUUCUCUGGCACAGUAGUUGAUGAGAGCUUAGAAAACGUGACUCUGUGGGAUAAAAGAUCUUGUAACUCUUCAAAGAACAACAUCUUAAUGGAUAAUUUCACACAGAUGACGCCUCAAGUUUUACGAGCUCCUUUAUAUGGAUUUCACUUUGUCUCAAGUUCAUAUGUUACCAUCGAAUGUACAGUUCGUAUCUGUAGACAAAAUACAACCUGUGAUAAAUCGAUUUGUGCUCAAAGAAGUAAACGACGUCGCAGGAAGGACCCAUUUGCUCUUGGUUCUUCGUCUUUCCAAGUUCUGAAUGGGAAUAGAAUUCCCGGUGGAGCGGAUACAAUUCCCGUACUUCACCGAUUCACACUGGGUUGCAUGGUUGUAAUGGCUCUUUCUAUCAAGACUCCAUGUAUAUAGAAUAUAUUUUAUUAAGUAAUCAGUGCUUAAAAAUUGCAUCAUGAUGUUAAUGUACU